CAACACUUCCGCGUGAUACUUGGUGAAGACUUGAGCGCUCUCCAACACCCCCUCCCUCAGGUAACAACUUGUGGACAACCUCAGUGGGAAGUUUUACAUAAAGGUAGCAUACCUUCGUGGAAAAUAUGGCGAAUGAAGAUAUCGAUAAAUUUUGCGAAGAUGUAUUGCUCCAGAAAGAUUACGAGAAGCGUUACAAGGAAUUCUUUACUAGCGUGAAAAUAGCUACAAGAGGGAAAAAUACUAUCAAAGAUAGCUCUUGUUACAAACUUGAAACUUACCAUGACACGUACAGAUAUCGAAAGGCGUUACUGAAGGUGUUCAUUGCCAAAAAGAAGUCGGAAAACUUCAAAUUAACCCAUACAACGAUACCACAGUUUUUUCGCGAGCUUGAAGGUUAUACAUACGCAGAAGAGGCUGCAGAUAAACGCAAGGAAAGUGAAAGCGGACCUUCUCUUGUUAAUGUUUUUGGGAAGGAUGAUUUCAAGGUAGAGGGUGUUGUUAUCCGAAAGACAAACCGGGAAGCAUGGAUUUUGGUGAAUAAAACCUGCAUGUUUAAUGGAAAGGAGUAUGAAAAAGUCGAGCUUCUUCUCGACCUUGAAACGUUUGGCGCAGAUGAUGUCAGCAGAGCAUUUCUUAAAGUGGGUGACAUUCUUGAGAUUGCAAAAGGUCCCAAAGAAACCGAAAUAGCUCUGGAGCCAGAAAUUAUUUGGUAGGUUGAGUACAUACGUUUUAAAAAAACUGUAUUUGAGCAGAUAACAUGAUCAGGAACGACAUCGCUUAACAUAUUAAUGAUAGAAAUGAAAAAGAAUUAUCCAUCAAUAGAAGCCUCUUAUCUAUUGCAAAUAAAAGACUUCCUUUGAUGGACAAUUCAAACCCUUUCUCCCUUAAAAUAAGUUUGCAUAUUCUCUAAACUGUUCUCUAUAUAUUUCUUAAGGUGCUGACAAGGAGAAUUUGGUAACAAUCAAUAGCUUUGUUAGUUGGUGAUCAUUUACUUUAUUCUCAUGACCUCAAUGUUUGAUUCAGGGGUGAUACUGUGAGGAGAAAUUAGAUGCUAUUCUGACCCUUGGGGUUUAAGUUGGGCAGUGACAUGGGUUAGUACCAUGAUACAUUAUACACCCUUAAUUUCCAUAAGUUAUCAUCACCCAACUUCUCACAACAUGACCAGAUUGUUCAAAAGACAGGCAUUGGUUAAAUGAAGAACUGUUUCACCUUAAGUAUAUUUAAUUGACUUUAGAUGGUCAGCUGAAUAAAUGGUACCUAAAGGGUUGAUUUUUAUGCUUUCACUUUUCAGCUGUUACAAAUUAUCUGAGAAAGAGAUUGAAGCAUUUCUCAACCAUGUGCAUAGGGUAAAAAGUGAUGGGUCAUCUGCUGCUACAGCUGAGCUGCUAAGGUAAAUAAUGUCAAUAAAUAACCUGAUUCGGAGAGGGCAGUUACUGGUAAAUGAAUUGUUUAUUUACUCAAUACAAAGACUUUUGCAUGGCAAAAAACUAUCAGUUACAAGUUGACAACUACAAAACACCAAUUAUCCAUGUGCUUGCUCUCUUUUUUCAAUCACAUCCUAUAACAAGUCACAACAACUGCAGUAUCCUGCAAGCAGCAGAGUGCCUCUUAUUUUAAGACAUAAAUUGGUUCAAUUGUCUUUCUAGUUCCCAGCUUAUUGGCCAAAUUUGAGUUACUUACUCAAAUCCAGUUUUACCAGGUAAUAGUCCAUUUUACAGUGCUUGGUUGCCAAGCCUUUGAACAGGAAUGAGGCUAAGGGCCACCUUGUUAUGAUACAAACCUGUUACUGCUUUUCAAAUGCAAAUUAAUUUGUUAUCAUGCUAACUAGAUGCUGGUCUCUAUCACAACAAGAUCACCUUCAGCCUCACUCCAAAUCAAAGGCUUGGCAACUAAGUACACAACUAUAAAAUGGGCUAUUAAACAUAUAGAACAUAAAAAUCCUUUUUUUGUAAAUAAAAUACUUUAGACCACACAAUUAUAAUAAUCUUAGUUUGUUCAAAUUGAAUUGCUUAAUCUUCCAUUUAACUAACUGAAUGUUUGUUGAAAUCAUGAAAUUAUAUAAAAUAGGGCACAUAUAUAUCAGUUGACGAUUCAUUCCUUUAGUCUUUAACUGUAUGUACUGAAACACUAAGAGUGAAUUUUUAUAUGUUAAUGGGGAAAGUGAUGUUCAGAUGACAUGGUAUUUUAUUGCAAGUAACUUUUAUGCACAAUAUGUAACAACUAUUAAACUGAGCUUUAAGCAGCCAGGUAAAUAUCCACCACUGGCCACUGACUCUGAUGACAUGCGAAGGUGAUCCGUUGUUUUAUUAUAUACUAAAGCAGUAAGAUAGUAUGGCAGAAAAAGAUGAUUUAAACUAUAUGUUUAUGGAUGCAUUAGUCCCACUUGCACUGAUGCUCAGAAGUGAAAGGCUAUUAAAGAAUAUUCAGAGUUUGAGUAACCAAUGAGAAUGUGUCUCCAGCACUAUAUCCAGGGUUUUAUUAAUUACUAAAAUGAUGUUAUUUACUGAAAAUUUACUGACCCUUAUAGCCUCACACUUGUUUGCCCUAACUUGAAGUUUUAGUAAAUUUUUCUUGUUAUUUGUUUGUUUGUUUUUCUUACAGUUGGGUGUUCUACUGAUUUCAGGGAAAUUGACUUAAUUUACUAUUAAAAUUCACCAUUUCCCACCUGGAAAGGGAAUUAACUGGAGCUGAAACUGGUUAUAUUCCCAGUUAUUUACCACCUAUUAAUUCUAUCACAUUUUUGAAACAGAGUUUUCACAGUUCAAGGCUCUCUAGCUGUGAUCUGAUUUUUUUUAUUACCACUCAAAUUGUAAGGGCAAAAUUCUUUGUCUUCACAACUCCAAUAUAUUUCUAUGAAUAUUGAAACCUUUAAAACUGAUCAGAAGGUCCUAGGUAAUAUAACAAGUGGCUUGUAUUACCCUUGCGAACUGAAUUCCCAGUUUUCUGGGAAUUUGAAGGAAUUCUCAAGAAUUCCCAACUGCGCAAAUAUAGGAAAAUUUUUGUUUCUUUUCUUUGUUUUUCUUGUUUUGCUUCUUGACUGAUCUAAUAGUUUUGUUGUGUUGCUUUAAUAUAAUAAUGCACUUACAUUCUUAACAGGUGUCAUGCUUUUUGGGAAUACAUCCUUCAACAUCCUUGGGAAGAUUAUAGCAACGCAACCAAGAAAAAUUUUGCCCACAAUGUCUUACUUAUUAUUGAUAAGUUAUGCUCCAGUACUCAGAGAGGAAUGCUACCAACUGUUCAAGGAAUUGUUCAAGAAUUUUCAAAGAGUGCCUUCUUCAAAUUGGUCCUUCCUGAAAUAGUUGAGAAUUUAGCCAAAGAAAAUUGUAUCAGGUAAUAUUGGUGGCAUUGAAAAAAGUGAACAUGCAAAGAUUUAAAAAAUUUUUUCACCUACUAGUAGAUUACAAAAUCAAUGUGUAUGAAUUAUGACACAGGCUAGCUAAGGGUAUAAAAAAUACAAAGAACAAACUGAAGCUUAAUUCAUGGUUUUCCUCUUCAAUUAAAUACAAAUGCUAGUAGAUUGUGGUGUGCAUGAUUAUAUAUUAGUCUGAAUUUCAUACCCUGGCAUUACUUGCCCAUGUUUUUUUUACCCUUAAUGUUUGGGUUUUAAUACCAAAUCUCUACUCUGUGAUCUGUUUCAUUCAACACUUUGCUUUCAAUUCUGACCUAAACAUUUUAAAAUGAAUUGCCAGACAGCAAAAGGCAAAGUAAGGGAUGCCUUUGCAGAAAAUGGUUUGUGAGAAGUCUUGGAUGAUUGCAUAUAAGCUCAAAAACCUGCUUCCUUGAUCAAUCAAUCUUGUUUAUUAGGAUCCUAGCCAAGGUAUCCCUGUAUGUGUACUCAAUUGAGCCAAACAUAUUUUAGGCAGCAUAUGAUGACAAUUAAUUUAUUACCAACCAGCUGAAAGUGUAAGGGAGGUGUUAUUUUGUUCUUGUCAUCUGUUAAGUUUUCAAAUUGUCAAAACAGAAAGACAUAGUGAUUUUGCUAUUUGAAUCAUCAGUGGAUCCUUCAAAGUGGUGCAGAAUGUUCUAGAACAUGUCCUAAAUGUUUCACCUUCCUCUGGUCGAAGAGUUCUACCCAUGGCAAAAGUUCUUGCUGAAAGCUUAGUGAACAGCUCUUGUGGGAAAUCUGCUGUAGACUUCCUGGAAAAGUUGUCACUGAUGGUUGCCAUUGCAGUGCCAGGGGUCCAUGCAGAUCUUGAGGCUUUUUCAUGGAGAGAUCUUCCCUUGCUGCUACUGAGUGAAGAAAUCCAUAAAGAUUCAACAAGUCAGUGCAUAUCAAUUAAUGAUUUAAAUAAACAUAUAUUUUUGGUUAAACUAAACCUGCUAACCGUUUUGCUAGGCUUGAGCAGCCGCUACUCAAACUUAAGUAAUUGUGUAGUGCAAGCAAAUGUGAGUCAAACAGAUGCUACUUUCUGUGGUUUACUAGCUAGGUAAUUUUUUUCUCAUUUUAUUACUGAUGGACAAGUUAUACAAACAAGAAAUCCAGAUUUGUUAACCAGCAAUGAAAAUUGUGUUAAUAUCCUUUAGUAUAUUGCCAUUAGACUUCUGAUGGUAGGUGCAUUUAAUUAUCAAUUAUAAAAUGAGCUUAAGUUUUCAUGAUUCAUCUAUUGAUUGAAGAAACUAGAACAACUGACUUACCAGUGAUCAAGAAAGAAGGCAAGUACCACUCAGAAAAAGAAUACUUGAACACUUACUUCAGACUUCUAAGAGAGGAGUGUUUUCACAAGUUGAAGAAUGGAGUUUCACACUUUUUAAGCAAAGGAAAGUGUGAUUCAAAAGAAGCGAUGAUGUAUAGGUGGGAACAAGUUUUUUGAUUUACUUUCAAUUUAUGGCUAGCAUGUGUUAGGUACAUGAAGAAUAGUUUGGCCUCAUUCUACAUAAUCCUAUGGGUAGCUACUUCAUUACUUGUGAUUUAACAUGAAGAUUUAGAAAUCAGUGGACUGUGUUUUUGCCCAAAGAUUAGAAGUUUGAAUUGACCAUCAGUUCCACUGCUUCUACUUCAUCCUCAUCCUCCUCUUCAUCCUCAUCCUCAUCUUCCUUCUCCUCAUUAUUCUCGUCCUCAUCCUCCUUCUCCUCCUCAUCCUCCUUUUCUUCCACCUCAUCCUCACCCUCCACCUCAUAUGCUAUGCCUCAUCCUCAUUCUUUUCCUUAUCCUCCUCCUCCUCAUACUCCUCUUCCUCUUCAUUCUCAUCCUCAUCCUUAGCCUGGCAUCCCCCCUCCAUCCUCCUCCUCCUCUACCUCAUCUUACUCCUCAUCCUUAUCUUCCUCCUCUUCCUUAUCCUCAUCUUCAUCCUCAUCCUUGCCCUCACCCACACCCUCCUCUUCCUCAUAUGCUCUGCCUCACCCUCAUCCUCCUCCUCAUAUCUUCAUCUUCCAUCUCCAACACAAUUAUGUUGUAGAUUUGAUGUAACAUUAAGUCUCUUAGAUAUUGCAGAUGUUAUAUAUUGCUAGUAAAGUGUUGAUAGUGAUUGCAAUUACAUCUAGGAUUACUCUGAAAGGACUACACACUCAUAAACGAGAAAACUCUCUAACCACUAUGUCGAUUGGAUUGCAAUUUACUGUUAACUCAGAGGAAAGGAUUGACUGGGGGUGAGCGCUUUGUUAAGUUUGAGGUCUUUGGAUGUAUAAUGUCAUCAACAGCUAGAAGGCAAGGAGACCGAGGAAGCCACCGGGCUUAUGGGAGAGCCACCUCACCUUACAAUAAUGAAUCAAGUAAAAAAAAAAAUGCUGCGAGUGUGUGGCUUGGCCAAUUCAGUGAUUAUUUAAGUAAAAACUCUUGCAUUUUUGUCUUAAAGUUAAGGUUUGGCAAAAUGAGUGACUGAUGUCAGUCCUAUAGGAGAUGAUGAUAUAAUGCUUACGAUACUAGACCAGACAAGAAAGUCAACUAAUGAUUAUAGUUAAUAAACAAAUAUUAGGUUAGGUAUUGAUCUUUGAUUGUUGUCAAACACAUUGAUUCAAACUUUAUCACUACAACAUGGCUGGCUGAAAUAUUUUAAUUUGAAUGUAUGUAGAAAAUGUGUAUGUUUACAUCUGCGGUAUGUUAUCUGGACAGAUCUGCAAGUUGGCUUGUGUAUGGAAAUCUACUGUGCAUUUCUUGUGAUGGCUCAUUUGAACAGCCUGUUUGGGCUGUAGUGGAAAAGGUAGACCAUGAACAAAGGUUGGUUACUUUUUUUAAUCUACUUCCAGCACAGACAGCCCAAGAAUGAAAUUCCUUUACUCACCUGUUGUGUCAUUUCAGUGAUUUGUGACUCUUGCGUGUAAUUCAUAGAGGUAGUAACUAAAAGUAGUCACUCCACUUAAAUAUAAAUGGCAUGUUAGGAAGCUGCUAGGUCGAAAUUGCUUUGGUGAGAUUAAUCUAAUUGAAACAUUUUUCUCAGUAAAUAUGAAUGAAUUUAGGAUUCUACUUCAUAGGGUCAUGGCCAAUGGAGGGCUGUUUGACUGGAAAAAAGGUUUUUGUUGGAAAAUUGGAGUUACUAAAAUGUAAAUUUUCUUAAAGCUUUGCUGGCAGUAAAGAAGAAAACAAUCCCUGCAUUUUUCUCUUGUGGCUACUGAUUAACCCUAGCUCUCUAAAUAUGCUUCAACCAUAGAGUGAUAUGGGUGGCACUUUGUGGUGAUAAAACAAACAACAUAUCAGAGGCAGAAUUUGUAAUCAAACUACAAGGGAUAACAGAUGAUGGUAGGUAAAUUAAAGAUAAGAGGGAAUUGAUGCUUUUGAUUGAGGUUUUUAAAGAAGCUCAUUUUUGUUGUUAACUGACAGCACUUAAUUAUUUGAAAGUUAAAUGAGCUACUCAAGAAUGUAGUCUUGUCAACUGACUUAAAGCUGUAAACAACUGAUCUUUGAAAAAUUCAAUGUUGUUACUCAAUUGACUGAACUAGUCAGUUGCACGAGACAUGCUAACAAUAAAUUGUAGGGGAGGGGAGGGGAGGGGGUUUAGCUUGAAAUAGGUAAUUUAUAGCAACCUUUUUGACUGAUAGCCAUUUUGUUAUAUUCAGAUCUGUACUAAUGUAAGGAUUAAUUUUACUUGAAAACUAAGAGAUCAAUAAUACAUACACUAAUGACAUUUUAAAUAAAAAUUUGUUGCAAGGUAGCAUCAGGAGAGGUUAAAUAUGCCCUGUUUCACGUUCGACAGAACUACCCACUGAAGGGAAAAUAGCAUUUCUUUUUCUCAUUAUAAGCAUGUGGGCUAAUUUUUGCAUGCCUGCAGUUAUGAGUAAUGUAGUGCCCAGUUCAGGAUUAACCUGGCAGUAUAGUGACAGAAUCACCUAAUUUUCGGUUGACAUUGUUUAUUUUAGUUGAACUCUGAUAAUUCUGGAUACAGCACAUGACGGCAGAGUUUUUCAACCUUUCUGCAGUCAAAUUACUCACCAUUCAGUCGCAUGUUAAAUGUUGUAGUAGCCCCAGACUGUUAUUACAUAAGUUAUAUCGACCUUGAGUGGUAUGACUGCGUUAUAAUGCGGUGCUGAUGAAAUACCUGGACGUAUAUAACACGAUUGUAACACUUUCCUUUUUCUUUUUUGGAUAACCUUUAAUAGGGAAAGAAGCUCACAUGGCUGAAAGCCAGACAUUUUACCUGUCUUUUGGUCCGGCUAUGGAUAUUUUGCAACACAAAGGUUGAUCAUCGUAGAUCUGUCUUAUCACAGUUAUCAAUCACCACUGGCAAAUUAGCUCAGUCUCAACACACAGGUUGAUCAUCGUAGAUUCGUCUUAUCACAACUAUCAAUCACCACUGGUCUAUUAGCUCAGUCUUAUGAUAUCCUUUAGUCAUCCAAUAAUGUCCUAUGUGAUUGAGGAUAUUAGUGUUCAUGCAUCCUACGUAAAGUGUUAACUGGAAAAUUUCUCAUAACCAUUAUUAUAUUAGUUAAUGUUCUUUAUCGACUGCAAAACGUUGACCUGAAAAUAAUCUGAACUGUUUUUGACAAUAAUUGCCCCGUUCUGAGAUACAUACAUACAUACAUACAUACAUACAUACAUACAUACAUGCAUAUAUGUUUGAAAAAAACUUUUAGUUUGCAAACUGUAAGGCAGUAAUUUUCAAGUUGUCCAUUUCCUACAUGCUGGUGACUCUUUUUAAGUGCGAAUUUUGUAGAAUUCUUUUAAAAAAAAGUUGUUAGAUUCUUAAAAGAUGCAAGACAGUGAUGUAUUUGCUUUUGUCAACAGCUACGUGUAUGAUUAAUUUUUGACUGAUAUUUUCUAGAUUCUGUUCCGUUCAAGGAUUUCUUAGUACAUCCAGAGGCCAAUCACAUGUGUCAAGCUGAGUACGUUCGUAAAAUAGAAGCUCCUCCUGACUGGGGAAUCAUAUUUGAGUCUCCACCAAAGUCACAUGACCAAGAUGAGUCUUCAGUGUACUCUCUUGUGGAAGACUUUGAAAGAAUAAAAUUAUCAAAUAUCAAGGCAAAACUAGAUGACACACAACUCGAUGCAAUUGACCUUGCACUUAAGAACAAAGUGGCCUUAAUUCAGGUAUGAUUGCGUAGUACUUGUUGAUAUUUUUGGGUUGUCUAUAAAAUCUUAAGGGUUUUGGAGGAUUACGGAUUACUUAUGAGAGAAAAUGUUUCAAUAACGACCAAGAAAGAAAAGCUGUCAGCCUACGUUUUGCAGAUCCCAUGCUUAUAUUUCUAAGAAAAUCUGAGAGGUGUGGAAAACAUUCGAAAACUCAACAUAGGUCAGUUAUGCCCUCAGCCCCGUGAUCAGGUCGUGCCUACAAAGACGUUUAAUGGUAUUACUACUGACAACCACGAUCAAAUUUCCAACAUUUGACUGCAUUGUGCAUAAUGCUUUGAGCAGUUUGAUUGAGAGCUCAUAGUGAUUUCCUACCAGCACUAAUUUUGUAAUUUUUUAAUUAAAAUGGCCUACAUGUGAUACAUAUAUAGUUUAUUGGCUUGUCCUCACGGGGCUGUUCAGAGUCAAUAUGAAUCCUAAAAUUUUUAUCUUUCAUGCAGGGACCUCCAGGAACUGGGAAAUCUUUUGUUGGUGUGUCUCUUGUUCAUUUGUUAUUGUCAAUGGAUGUACCGAAGACAUUUGGACCCAUUUUUGUAAGUAUUUAAUGUAUAUUGAGAAUGCAUUACUCCAUAAUCUCUUUGUUCAGCCCCCUCUUGAUUUUUAACCGUUCCCCACUUAUGAAUGGACUAAAGUUAUCAUAUGCCCCUCUCUCUGUCGAGUCCGCCCUUAUGGUUGACAAUAUUUGAUCUGAUGCGCCAUAUACAAUGCACUAAACGUGAAAACAAGGCGUUUUGCAUGAGUUUGUAGUUUGUUACCAAACGAAAGGUGAUUGAUAUGUACUACGACCAUUUGGUAUUUGUCAACAAACCAAUAACAGGGGCACGUAAAGGAAAUGGUGGAAAUUUCACAUAAUGCCAAAUCUUUAGCAAAAAUUCAAAAAGGCGUGACUCAGAAACAUUUAUUUCCGGAAAUUGUCUUCAGUUGUGUAGAGGCUUUAAUGUUGCAGAUAACAUUAAUUGUUAUGAAAAUGCUCACAACUUGAGGUAAGAGCUAAAAAUAGUGUGACAUGCACAUCGCAUGAAAUGUUCAAAAAAGGUUUGUUAGCCUGUGCUGACGCCGCCGCAAAAACGAUCAGCGAGGGUUCGAGUUGAAAGACCACCUGUUCCAAACUUGUCAUGUUUGCCACUUGAUUGAUUUGUAAAGGUUAUAAGCGUACUGAUUUUUUUUUUCCUUUCUUACCCUGUUAUUCUUACUUGACUAUUCAAAGGUUGUCACUUACAAGAAUGACGCUGUAGACCAUUUCUUGGAAGGGUGUCUAGAUUUAUCGUCUAAGCCCAGAAUUGUCCGUGUUGGAAAGUCAUCAAGAUCAGAAAAGUUGGAGGACUGUCUCUUGUUUAACGUAAGAUUUGUUGGAUCUACCUGGGCUUGGCUGUUUGAAACCUGAUUGACACUAAUCCUGGGUUACAUAUACAUAAAAAUAAUUCAUUUUCAUGAUGUUUAAAUCAAGAUUAGUGCUAAAUGUCCUUUCAACAACUCGGUCAAGGGUCCGUAGUAGUGCUGCUGCACGUUACUGCUGAUAAAAUUUUGUUGGCAUUUGUUGGAACCAUCACCGAUCAGAUGACACUAUAGAUUAAAAAUGAACUUUUGAAACAUUUUGCUUAACAUAGCCUUUUCUUUCAAUUACUGGAUUUUGUCUAUUUUACUUGCCUUACUUUAGAAUUUUCACGAUAUUUUUCUAGUAAGCAGUUUACGUGAAGUUGAAAUUUAAUGCAAGCUCAUUGCCACCAGCUAGCAAGCAGUCCCUCUUUAAAAGCGUUGCGGCACGAGCGUUUUUUCGCCCAUGUGGAGGUAUGGGUCCUCAAGCGAGACCUCUCGCGAGCCGGCGAGAGGUCCGCAAAAGCUUUGGCACUACUACUCGUUAUUUGUACCAGACCCCUUAUAGACCUCUCGCCGGCUCUCUUUGCUCAGGGUCUGAAACCUACUCGCGGGCAAAGGAGCGGUCAUCCAGUAAUAAGCUUGCGCAUUUUUGCAUAGGUGUGUAAUGAACUUUUAAUGAUAUUUGAUUUGACAAUUUUCCUUCUAAAUAACGCUUGUGUGAUCUCUAUUCAUAUAGGUAAAGUCAAAGUCUGUGUGGCCUGAAGUUCUCAAAACGCAAAAAGAAAAACUCAGAAGUCAACUGCGAAAUAUGCAACGUCACGUGAAAGAGGCAUACUCGAAGCUUCAGGGUUCCUGUGUUUUUAAUGCUGAUAUGUUCAUCCAGGUGUGGAUCUAUGUUUUAAAGUACCCCUCAAGGUGUUAAUUUGCGAUUCAAUUAUUCCAAGUGACAAAGGGUUAUUAUAAACCUUAUGCAUGUUCAUGUGAAACUCGAUGGAAGACGGUUGGUUGAUGGUACAUUUGCCCGUCACCUUAUUACUCCAUCAGGAAGGCAAUGGGGCUUUGAUUUCAUACCAGUGACGUACAAUUCUCCCCAACUUUAAGUUCUGAUUAUGUGAAGGGUGGGUAAUGUUACUAUGUGAUUAGAUAAUUAUUUGACGGAUAGUAUAGUUUGUUUUCGAACACUUAUGCACUCUAGAAAUUAGUUUUCCCGUUGGAUAGCGUUAUCCUACCCUCAAGCUUAGACUGUGCUGUGUGGCUCUAUGGAAUAGCUGCAAAAAAAGUGCCUACGUUCACCCUAAAAAUUUUUCUUUAAAGACAGCAACUGAAAAACAGGUCAGGGAGCUCCUGAUAGAAUUAAUUGACCAAGCGGAGGUGGAUAAGCUACUCAAAGAGAGUAACAUGGAUGGGUCAUAUAAAUCUCACUUGAAAGGUGCAGGAAUAUUUCAUUUGUUAAACCUUUCUUUCUUUUCCCGACUUAGAUUCCGAGAUGCUGUAUGUUUUUCCUCAAAGAAUAUUUUAAUAUGAGAAAAACUUGAACUUUUUGUAGGGAAAAUAUCCAGCGAUUUAUGAAAGAUCGAUGUCUGCCAAAGGACUGAAAUAUUUUCAAUAAUGAUUUAAGUAUAUAGUGCGAAACGCAGUUGAAGUGUUGUUCUUUAAAUUUGAAUUUUUUACUUGGUUAGCACUAAAAUAGUUCAAAAUGAGUCGAGACGAGUAUUUAAUGUUUUGUUCCAACAUGUUCCUUUGGUGACAUUAUUACCUUGCUUAUCUGACUAACUCCCUUGCUUUGAAGAAAAUCUCUCUUUGUGUUGGACGUUACAGGCUGUGUAAGAAACGCACUAGGGAAGUGGCUUCCUGGACAAGUAGAAUUUGAUCGGUUUGCCAUGGAGAACGGAUUUCCAGGAACGAGUAGCAAGCCGUCACAUUCAGUUACUGACGCAAAGUCAGAGCGCACAAGGUACUUUUGAUGCUUUCAUAUAUUAUUAUUAGACAGAAAAAGGGGAAACAGGGCAAAUUUGUGGCGAUACAAGUUGAGUGAAAAUCGAUGAACGCCCGUUGGCUUACCUGAAACGAAACAAAACUUUUCUACGUUUUGCAAUGAUUGCAGCUUUGCUCUUUGGUACUGCAAACACGGAGUAAGGUCGUAACUGCACAAGCGCAGCGUGGCGCAUUUCUCUCUGAAGGCAUUUACCGGAAGAAACCGGGUGUCAUUCUAAUUAACUGAGAAAAGAAUUUACAUCAGCGAGAUUCUCGCGAAUUUUCGCACCUCGUAAACGGUUGGGGCUUGCGAUAGAUUUUCAGGGUGACUUGAGAGUCCGAAAUGGCCAUCAGAAUUUUGAGGCAAGACGCCGACAGGUGAUUCACCUGGCUUUUUAUCAAUAGUCCAUUUUACAGUUGCGUGCUUGGUUGCCAAGCCUUUUACAACAAGGUCACCUUCAGCCUCACUUCAAAUCAGAGGCUUGGCAACUAAGCACACAACUGUAAAAUAGCCUAUUGUCUAAGCUCGCGCUCGAGAAGUCAAUUUCGUCUUAAUUCAAGGAAUUCCGUACAAUAAAAUACAGGCAUUAUAAUCAGUCUAAUCAUCUUAGCGGCCUCCAUGUUUUUAGCAGUGUCAUAUGACAACCGUACCGUGAACACAUUAUACAAACGUUUGCUUGCCUGACGAUCUCUUCGGCACGCACUCGACAAGUCUUCGAAAUUGUUUAGGAAUAAGCUUGGGAAGAAAGUUCAAUUUUAAAAUUUGAAUAUUUAGUGAGUGAAGAAACAUCACGUCACGUGUUUCUAUUUCGCUGUGAAACAAAAAUCUUAAAAGUUGAACUGUUUACCAACGGAACAUUUCCAUCUGGCGCAUGAAAAACAAUGUGCUCAUACUUUACCCCAGAUCUCUGUAUCAAAUCUUCUAUUGUAUAAGGUGUCUUACAAUGUAAAUAUACCACCUUAGUUACCACAUUCGCCUCUUAAAUGUCCACAGUUAAUCGUAAAGUAGGCUAUGCUGGAUCGUGGAUCAAAUCUGACCAUAUAAACGUUUUGAAAUUUUAACCUAAGACGCCUUACAUACUUUAUUUUGAGUGAUUGUACACUUAAUUCGUAGUAGAAAGAGUGGUUUAUUGACGUUUCUCCCCACUGCAAGUUCGCCCCCUGCCAGUUCACCCCAUCAAAUAUAGCAUGUUCGCCCUACGUUCACUAUUUUGCCCAAAGAUCUUCAACUCGUCUCCUUACGGCAAAACAUAUGGCCAUUGUGAUUUCUGUGGCAUUAUACUAGCUGUUGGUAACUGUUGCUUGUUUUGUCAGUGACAAGUUAAUAGCUGCAAAACCUGGUUGUUGAAAUAAGUCCUAGGCUAGAUCUGAGAUCUUAUUUGUUUAGUGAAAAUAUUGAUCUCCACUCUGCUACAUGCAGAACUAAAAAGCGAAAACUGGAUCAAGAACAGGAAAACCCCGAUGACUUCCGAGAGCCUUCUGUAGAGGAAGAUGAGCGGAUUUCCUCAGCCUUAGAGUACGAGUUUCCUGACGAUACGCAAGAUAUUUCUGACACCAGCACACAUGACACAUUUGGAGAACGAAAACUUAUUCCCAUGGAUGAGAGAAGUGAGUUUUUUUGGUUUUAAGUUCUACUUUUUAAAUUUGAUAAAUACAAAUACCAGUUUAAAAAAAUUGCAAUUUGCAAAAAAAAGUAUGAAGUAUAUACAGCUUCUGUUUUCUCAUCAGUGUCUCUUUUUGAUGACGAAGCUAAGUGCGAAGCCUUCGACAUGAAAAUAAUCUUUCACUAUCAUGCCAGCAAAACUCGUUUUCUUUAGAAAGUUGGGCAUUUAGCUUCGUUUUGAACGUGAGGGUUCUCUGGAACUCGGAAAUUUCCUAUUAGAUAUUUACUGGCGUCUUAUAGAUGUAACCUAACCUUUAUAGCAUCCUCAAAACAUUAACCUUUGUCUAACAUCUGGUGCAAUCAUUUCCAUACAUGGAGAGACUUUAGUAUAUGAUUUGGUGAGCAAGAUUGAUUUAACCAAUGAGAACGUUUGAAAUACAAUAUCCCAGGCUGAGAAUUAAAUAGUUGGUAAUUGAGAAACCACUAUAAUGGUCAUAAACCAGAUCAGAACAUCCCAUUUUCUACCGAGAUACGGAUUUUGUACAUGGCGUGGAUGUAAAAUGGCAUUUUUUCCAUACUAGAAUGUUAUGUUUAAAACCAUUGUUAUUAUCGUAAAUGUGAUCUUUUGCCAGAAGUUGACCACUUCAUAAGAUGCUCAGAUGAAACAAAUAUCUGGGUUCUCAAUCAGCAUGCAAGGAUUCAGCUAGUGUAUGCUCUUCAAAGCUUGUAUGCUGAGAAGGCCCGUAUGGAGUUUCUUGAUGUGAGCAGGGAGGCCCAGGAGGUAAAACACAAGCUUCGAUUGUGACAGUAAUAACGUCAACUAGAAAAACGUUGUUGAAUAUCUUUUACUUAAUGUUUUGUUCUUCCCUUAGCCACAAAAGAUGUAGUUUCAAAAACAUCUUUUCACAGUGAUCAUGAUAGUCUCCCUUAAACGAAAAAAAAAUGCGCAGAUUUGAAAUAUCCUCUUCUAUUUAGUUGGUCAUCUAUCAGUAUAUAAACAAAAUGCGUUGUAAGUAGUACAUUAUGUUGUAAAAAGAGCCAAAUUGAUGAAAAAACGGUGUGUAACCCCAUCUUUUCACGUGAAAUUGGUCCGGCUAUCAGCGAAUUCGUUCUCAUAACAACAAGUUCUUCUUUGUACCCUGAACACCGAAUAUGUAUUUUGCACAAUGACCCAUUUGUCUCGAAUAUUUAUUUUCGUUUCAGGGUCCCCUUUAGUGAAGAGCGAACUCAUUAUUUUGAAAUUUUCUUACCGCUCAUGUUGCUAGGUUUUUUAUGAUUUCAUUUAUGCACUUAUACUUGGUGAGGUAGGGAGUGUCUUUCAAGGACAAUUGACUUGGCUGUGCGCCUUUCCUUUUUCUCUAAAUUUUACUGUUGAACUUAUCCACAGAAACAUCACCAGUAUACAGCGUUGAGAAAUAAACAUGAGAUCGAUGUGAUGAGGCAAUGUGAAAUUAUUGGUAUGACGGUGACUGGUGCAGCCAUGAGAGCCAAUCUGCUGGGUAAACUAACAACACGUUGUAUUUGUUGUUGCUGUUGUUGUUGAUGUUAUUGAUGUGAAUAUGUUGGUGGUAGUGUUGGUGCAAGUUCAUUUCAUCUCCUAAUCAACUUCAGACUGUAUGUUUAGUUUUCCAAUUUUAGGAUACUUCACAUAUAGCAUAGACUUUGUGAUAGUGUAGUGUGAUCGUCCGGGUUAGUGUAAUCUUAAGAAGGACUUUUGUCGGUAGUGGUGACUGACGUUUCGACAACCUGAGUAGAAGUCAUCAUUAGAAUCAAGAGAAUCAUUAGUUGUUGUCAGUCAAUUGAUCUAAGUCCGGUUCGUAUAAACUGAUUAAUUCAGUUUUGCCGUGAUGUUAUCCGCCGUAAGACUCAAGUGGCGUAGGUCGGUUGCGAUCGGUCGGUUUCGAUCGGUCGGUUUCGAUCUUUCAGUAAAGUCAGGUCGUUCUGUUCGGUUCGUCUGUAAUGUUAAUAUCAUGCAUGAGUCGUUUGUAUGGUGCCGGUAGAGGUUGACACCUUUUGAGGGAAAUUUGUUCUAUGUUUGCAAACCAGCUUUCCAGAGUCAGUCGUUGGAAGUAGUUGGUGCUGUCAAUUAGGCAUUGCGCAGAGUCCCAGUCAAUAGUGUGUUUCGUAAGUCGAUGAUGUUCAGCAAUGUGAUUGUUGAAAUCACCUUUCCUCGUCGCUAGCUUGUGUUUAGUCAGUCUUGUUGUGAGUUUUUGUCAGUCUCGCCGAUGUAGGAGGCGUGGCAGUCGGAGCGAUUGAUUUUAUAAACCGCUCCCUGUCUGGUCCUCGGUUCGUCCUUGUCCUUGACGUUUGUCAGUAACUGACGUAGUAAAGUGACGGGUUUGUGGACGACGUGGAUAUUGAAGGGUUGUAGGAUGCGCCAGAUGUUCUCAGACAUGCAAUAUCAGACAUGUCAUCACGAUGUAGUCCUUGGAAACAUACUAAAAUUGUUUAAGUUUGUCAACUAGCUCUUUUAAAUUACCCACUGUCCAAACAUUGAUUUUUUUUAAAAACUGGCGGGGAAUUCGGUAACUUCGCGAAUGUUAUUUCAGUCACAUAUCAUGCUAUCACUUCGACUGAUUCGUGAGAAUUUUUUUGAGAUGUGAAACCGAGAGCACCGACAUAGUGUGAAGUUGGGCUCAUUUUGCACUGACUUUUUAUUAUCGGGAUUAAAAUUAUGGUUAAAAUGGAGUUUCCGUUCGCUACGUAUGGUUCUGAAUGAUCGUAAUGCCUUUCCACUCACAGUUCAUUUGCUGUUGUUUAAUAUACUUUCAGAGGAAAUAAAGCCAUCAGUUAUGAUAGUAGAAGAAGCUGCCGAAAUCUUAGAAGGACAACUUGUGGCAGCUAUCCCGCCAUCCGUUCAACACCUUAUCAUGAUUGGUGAUCAUCAGCAGCUGAAACCUGUGGUACAAAACCCCAGACUCCGAAAGACUAAUAACCUUGAUGUCUCCAUGUUCGAGAGACUUGUGAACUGCAAGAUUCCUUUCAAGCAGCUUGAGUAUCAAUGCCGAAUGAGAGACGACAUUGUUGAUUUGCUCCGAACGCUAAAAAUCUAUAAGGAGCUUAAAACAAAGACGGAGGUAAAUGCUAGAAAGUAUGGACCUAAGUGGACAAUGGCUUUCGCACAAAGUUUAUCUAAGGGAAGGUUUAUUGGAGGACACCCUUUGCCAGUUUGCCCUGCUGAGGUGGAGGAUCGGCGCUCUAAGGGGUUAAAAACUGCUAGGGUCGCAAUGUGCUAUGUAAACGUCUCAAGGAGGGUAACCCGCCUAACCAGGGUCGCGUUCAUGUUACAAGCGCGUCAAAAACCUCACCCCGGAAAAAAUUGUUCGUAAACGCAAGCUAUUUUUCGAGCACGGCUAGGCAGGUUACCUCACCUACCUAGAGUACCCCACCUUCAUGCAAACAAGCCCUUAAAGGGGAAGGGGUUAAAAACAUAAAUUCUUUGUGUUACUUACGUUAACGAUUCCCUCUGUUUACUAACCUUACUGCCAAACCCAUUCCCUCCAUGCUAGAUUUAAAUCACUCCUUUAGCUACAAGGAGUUGAAAUUCGUUUUGCACGGAGUUACAGAGCUUGAAAUGUAUAGUUAUUUGUUCUACCUCUAUAGCUAAUUCGCAACAAUCAUCUUCCUCAUUGUGUGGAGAAGAGCAUGUACUUCUGCCGCCACACAAGUGAGGAGAAACCAUCAAAAGAUUCCCACAGCAAACGAAACGUCCAUGAGGCCAGAAUGAUCACGGAAGCUGCAAAAACGUUUUGUCAACAGGGAGUUCGUCCAUCUAGAAUUACAGUACUUUGCGCAUAUCGAGGACAGGCAAGUGAACUUUGGAUGCUUUUAAUCUCUACAACCGAAGUAUGAUUUCAUCCUGAGAACAUGCAUAGUGAUAAAAUUAACAUCCUUUGCAAAGUUCAGGUGGGUCACAGCAGUUUACAGCUCUGUUUUUUUAAUUCACCAUUAUUGCUGCUCUGAGUCUGGUGAUGGUGAAAUACUCCUUUUUAAAUGUCCAAUCUUUGUAAAUCAUAUUAUGAUUGUCCUUGUUACUUAACUCAAGUUGAGCCAUCAUAACAACAUUAUAACCUGUUAAAUACAUUCUUAUUUUUAUCUAUGAAAGUUAGCAACCUAAAAUGAACUUGGAAACCCAGUUACUAUUUUUGAAUGGUGUUCUUUUCAUUAAGAUAAAACUUUUAUGUAAAUUUAGGAGGCUCUAAAUCCCAGUUGUUUAAAAAUGUGCGAAAAGUUUCUUUUGUUUAAUGAUUUUGGAAUUGUUAAAUAAAGAAAAUGGGGGGGGGGUCUACUUAGCUGGUUUUCGAAAUGGCUAACACUACGAGCAUAUGUAAUGUUCAGCAAAGUUUGUUUAAUACCUUCUUUUCAUCACCUCAUGUAGGAUGAUAGCUAUGAUACAUCGAAGACCAAGCAUUGUACACAGUUGCAAGUGCUACCGUUUGACCCUCAGAUACCUGAUCGAAUUGCAAUGUAUUUGUCAGUGUUUGCCUUUUUGGGGGGAAGACGAAGACUGCACCAUCUACCAUAUCACCCUUUAGACACUGACUACAAGCAAAUGGCGACAAGCUAGCACACAUGGUGCAAGGCUGGUGGGGGCGAUUCUGAUUCCCACCUUUGAAGCAUCGCUUUCCCCUAUUGUUGCUGAUGAGCCGUUCAUCGCAACGGUACACAGAACUCACAGAUUCUUUUUCGUUUUCAUGUUUAUUCUCCGUACAAUAAGUCACUAAGAAGACUUCUGAAUUAGAAUAAAUUCUAGAAAACUCUCUCCUGAAAACUCUCAAUUUUUGUCGUGUCCGGUUGUCUGAUUUUGCUCACACGUGUUUUUUACCUUAUUUGGUAGUAUUCGCAAGUGUCACAAACUAAGAGGGUGGGGUCCGUCAAAACUCUUGAAUACUGUCAAGGAGAACAAAUAAUACAUUGUCUUCAGGAGGUUACUUAGGGUACCAGUUGCUCUCUAUGUAUAUCCAAACUGGACUGAUAACUACAGGAUACCACUGGCCAUUUUUUUUUUAUCUUGUUCUAAUUGUUAAGGUGAUAUACUCCUUUUGCAGGUCACUGAAAUAAAAGAUUUCUUCCAAUCCACAAAUGUUGAGAAAAUGGGUGAGAUUGAGGUGACGACGAUAGACGCUUUUCAGGUAUGGAAAGUUCCUCUCAUGUCUUUUAUCAAUGUGAAAUAGAACAAUGGUUAACUUCUUUAAAAACAUUUAUCAUUUUCAGUUGAAAAUCCUUUCCUUAGUGUGGUCCCGAGACAUCUAAACUUUAAACUCCGUGGGUAAUAAAUUGAUAUGACUAAAAUCUUAUGGCAUCAUUGAAGAAAGUGUAACGAGUUAACUAGUGUAAGCAAUUCGGCAAACAAUUAAAGGAUAUAAUGUGAUUCGAAUCCGUCACCCUCGCGAUCCCGGAGAGAUUCUGUACCAAAUGCGGUGCUUUGAAGUGAAAGGAACGGAAAAUUUUAAAAAAGAACUAUCUACGACGUUUGAGAAUGAGGUUCUUAUCAUACCUAAUCAUUUUCUUCUACAGGGGCAGGAAAAUGACAUCAUUCUCGUUUCCCUGGUCCGCAGUAACAAUGAGAACAAGAUUGGUUUUUUGUCACAAAAGAAUCGUAUUUGUGUGGCAAUUUCACGAGCACGUUGUGGCUUGUAUCUCUUUGGUAAUCAAGCUCAAUUGGAGUAUAGGUCACCAGUCUGGAGGGUGUGUUGAGUUAUUCUUAAUCUCGCAACAGAUAGUUGGGUGGUCUGUGACUUACGGUCACUGUUGUGGACUUCUGAUAAACCAAUCAGGUUUUUAGUCCCAUUACCAAGUUCUAGGGCAGGAAAUCUCUUUAUUACUGUUCAUACUCCACCUAAGAAUGUAAUUACCAAGGCAGCAUGAUGUAAUGCACUUUGUUUUUUGUUUUGUUUUUUGUUUAUGUGGCGGUUUUGUUGAGGGUAGUUCGUGAUAGAUGAGCGUUCCACCAAGAUGCUCAGAAAAACUUGGAAUCAGCUAUAUUUGUUAUCCUAUGACAAAUGUGUUUGAGUUUCUUGACCUUUAGCUGGUUAGAAAUGGAUGAUAUUCCUCCUAAAAAAACUUAUUAUUAGUGUUAUGUUUUGGCUUUUGUUUGGUAUGUAAACACAACUUCAGAACAAAGAGAAUGGUUAAACGUUAAACUGAACAAGAAGGAAAAAUGAUGAGGUAUUCCUUUCUUUGCCAGGCUAUCGUCAAGUUCAUGAAAGAGAAGGAUUGUCUCGUUAAAGAAAUUCCAUUUGUAACUGUAAGUAACACGCGAAGUGUUAACUGUAAUAUAAGCACUUGUUAUGCUGUCGUUCAAUUUCUUCCGAAUUUGAGUUAUGAACGUAACACGAGAUACAGUGUUUCCUACGUUUAGUGAGUAACCUCCGCCCCCCGAGUAAGCGCCUCACUCCAAUGAGCACGACAUUUGGGACUAAAUAAUCGCUGCGGCCGUGGCACUGCGCCUAUUCGAGGAAUUGAUUCUCAAGCUCCAAUGCUACAUACACAGUUGGAUAUCCUGAGGCAACUAGAUGCAAAUCCCUUCGAGUGCAAUCAAUCCAAAUUCUGAACUUCACCCUAAAUUCGUAGCCUUGGUUUGUUUUACUUUCAUGCCUGCCCUAAAUAUUUGGGUGAUUUCAGUACGUAGUAAAAACUUUCAAACCAAACUCAAGAAAUCCAAGGAUAUGAUUGAUACAGAGACACAACCUUUCAAAUUUCUUUCGUUUCCACUUUUACAUGUAGGCUUCUGGUAGCCGUUCUGAGGGUGAACCCGAGAACAGUUCUUCUUUAGAUGGAAAAAGACAUGGAGUUAGUAAGUACAGGAUAUUUAUUGUCUUGUUUACGGUUAUCUAUGAAAUUCAUCGUAAUGAGCGUGGAACAAAAAUUAGAACUGUUCUUGUUCUUUGUUUGAAAAGCAACAUCUUCGUAUCCAGAUUUGGAACGUAGUGUACUCUGAUAAUUCUUAUGACGCAUACGUGUGAACUUCAAUAUAAGUCUGGACUGUUUACAGAAAAAAGCGCCGAAUACAUGUGAAAUCUGGUGGCAAUACUGCAUUCUAAAGCGUCUUUUUUAUAUUUUUGUGAUCUUUAGCAAACAUAACGUUGAAUGCGCAGAUCAUCAAUGCAAUUUUUGGAGAAGAAGGGACGUUGCAGUUUACAACUGGUGAGGUUUUUUGAAGGUGUUUUUGUAUUUACCUAUCCUUUUUUACUGCAAUAUUUUGCUGUAGGAGGAAAUUCUUGCCCUACAGCUGAAAGUUAUUGUUUCUUGUGAUUUUUUCUAUUUUCAUUUUUGUUAUUUUACUUUUGAGACCUUCUUCAAGAUCGUGGCUAGUUACCUUUCAUUAUUUAAGUUAAUCAACAGUCUAACAGUCGAAGUGAGCGGCAUCUUAAUUACUAUUGCGGGUGAAGAAAAAACGUCUCCUAAGUAUCCUACGAAGCAGCAACCCUGUGACUACGCCGUGAUAAGGUGGUCAACCCUCUGAGUUAUGAAUAAAGUCGGUUCGUUUAAACCGUAAGAAACUGGCAGUGUUGACUCUCUUGUGUGCCAGAAGGAUAUUGAUGUACUGCGGCUAUAAACCAACUUAAUUCUAGGUUCGCGUGCGAUAUUUGAGUAUCUCGGAUUGCACAAUUUUAGAGCAAUAAGAAUAAGUCACCUUACUAUACUGUACGAUUAAUAGGAAGGUAUGAACUUCAGUUUUAUAGCUGUAAACUAAGAAACGGCAAGAGUCAUCGCAAUUUUUAUUCUCCUAGACAAGUCUACGUCGGGAGAGAUGAUAACUCAUCAUUUUCCAAUACCUGCAUCUGGUGAGAUAAACGUUCAGAGUCUGUCGUCCGCUGGGACGCCCUUACAAGAAACAGAGGAAUCGAAGGUCGAGACUGAAGAGCAGAGCAAAGAUGGAGGCAAAUUCCCUUUUCAGGAGGAAGGUUCUGAGGAAUUUAAAAAGGAAAAGCCAGUGCAAGAGACGCAAGUAUCAAGAGAAGCGCAAAAAGUGAAGGACGAGGACAAAAGAAAAGCGGGCGAAGACGACAGAUUCCAACAAGAAUUUGGUAAAGGAGAGCCACUUCAGGCCGAAAACGACCGUUCCACCGAAGCAAGUGAAAGUUACAAAGAAGAGGCGUCACCCAUACAGGAGACGAUGGAUACGGGUAAAGGGCCUUUUGAAGAGACUGGGGUUGAAGUUGGCGUGAAGAUACAGCAUUCGGACGGGAAGGAAUAGUAACUACUACCUGAUCUUAAACGCUCACUGGCAAAAAAAAAUUAAUAGGAAUAUUUACAGAAUAUAGCGUGUUCAUGGGAAGAUAUGCGUUUAACUUUGUAACUCACCGUUAAUCCUGUGUAAACAACUAAGGCCUCCAGCUGCCUUCGGUGAUGAUAAGUUUUAACUUUUGACAAUUUUUAUCUAUGCGCAACAUUUUGUGCUUAAGGUUUUUAAGGGAUGCGUUACCGAUUUGUAGAUUUUGCUAUAAUCAUGUUAUAAUUAAUCACACCUAGUAACGGAGAGUAAAGUCUGUAACCCUGCCAGAGCUUAUCCUGGUUUCCCUAGCGUGAGGCGAGUAGGAGUAUUACCCCUCCCCCCUAGAUUGGGGUGCUGGUUCUUCAGGGUGGAGAGAGGCACUGUGAUAGUAAAGUAUUUUGAUCAAGUACCGAACAAAACGACCCGGUUAUCUCUCGAACCCAGACUCCAGCGCACCAAUUAUCAGGCCACAACGUGUUCCACUAAGUACCUUGUAGGUGGUUAAUUUUAGCGCUUGCUUAUCAUUACUCUCAGGUACUAGGUACGUUAUCACCGGCUUAUUUCACCGGUCUUGUGAGCCUUAAAGUGCUUUCCAUUCUCAGCCAAGUUUCACGAGAGAAUUUUUAGUUAUUAAGGUUACUGUGCUAAUGCAAAUGAGACAACAUGGAGACUGCGGAACUUUUGCUAAGCUCAGCAAAGGGUAAAUGCAGCCGAUUGUUAUUUGAACAGUUGUUGAUUGACAUUAUCUGUAGUUAGUGUUAAACUGUAGCCGUUACCUGUCCUAGUCUUUCCUUUAGUUGCUGUCUUCUUGUCGUGUUUUGAGAGUGAUUAAUCUUGUGAAAGGCAAAGUUUCUUUCUAGCCAAUCGUUGUUAUUGAAAUGUAUAGGGUGGUUCAAAGCGUGACCUAAUCCUUUAGAUAAUUCAUGGCAUUACCUAAUCCUUUGUAGUUUGGGUUUGGAUAGAACUGUGUUGUAAAACUUUCUUUAGUUUCAACAAGCGUUGUGCUUGGUCACAACAAGUGUAACACUUGGUAACGGCGAGAUCAGUGUUCCGGUGGGGAUUUGGUGUUCCUGGACAUACUAGGACCGCAAAUUAAAGCGCGUUGAAGUC
This is a messenger RNA of Pocillopora meandrina, 22719 nucleotides long. Lineage: Eukaryota; Metazoa; Cnidaria; Anthozoa; Scleractinia; Pocilloporidae. The record is from the annotation of a GenBank genome assembly.